This is a messenger RNA of Penicillium hordei, 1821 nucleotides long. RefSeq lists its product as uncharacterized. The transcript has 4 exons. Gene Ontology annotation, biological process: DNA-templated transcription; regulation of DNA-templated transcription. Gene Ontology annotation, molecular function: DNA-binding transcription factor activity, RNA polymerase II-specific; zinc ion binding; transcription cis-regulatory region binding. The record is from RefSeq and is a predicted model, not a curated record. Lineage: Eukaryota; Fungi; Ascomycota; Eurotiomycetes; Eurotiales; Aspergillaceae. Gene Ontology annotation, cellular component: nucleus. The coding region runs from base 1 to 1821 and encodes 606 amino acids.
AUGUCUCAGUCUGCGGCAAUGAAUUUGCGCAAUUCCUUUGGUGAUCGGAAGAUCCCCGAUAUUUCACGCAAGAUCACCGCGUGUGUCUUGUGCCGCAAACUCAAGAUAAAAUGCCAUAUGAAUGAUAAUAAACCCCCCUGCAAUCGGUGUAAAGUGCGCGGGCUUGCGUGUUCGGUCAACAAGAGCCUCCAGAUGCUCUUGGAGAAUGAUGCUUCAUGGAAGGAAAAGAUGGAGGAUCGAAUUAGCAGACUUGAACAGUCUAUCACACAAAACACGACUCAGCCUUCUAGGAUUGCCUGGGGCAAUGCUCCUCCGGCACAGCUACUUAAUUCCAACAACAUCGAAACUGACACGCCCAGCAUCUUGUACAAACCAGCGCAUACCGAGACGUCCGCUACAGUAACUUUGAAUUUGUCAUGCAGUCUUGGCGCAUUUCCAGCAUCGUCAAUGAUCAAUCUUACGUUGGGUGACAUUGGAACAACCCCGGAACAAAACCCUGACCCAGUUUCAUGCGGAAUCAUCUCACAACGAAUAGCGGAGAGACUCUUCGUAUUUUAUAAACACAACCUAGACCCUUGCAUUCACAAUACCCUCACCGACAACGACACUUUCCCUGCAAUCCGUACACGCUCUCCUCUCCUCACUACUUCAAUAUGCACAGUAUCUGCGUUUUGCACUGGCUCCGAGAACUACAGCGCCCUACUAAAACAUUUCACCAACCAAGUCUCAGGGAAAGUGUUUUCGAGCAACCACACAUUCGACGACGUCCGUGCUCUGUGCAUUGGAGCUUUAUGGCUGAACGAAGUCUCCACCGCGCUGAAUAGUUUAGCUGUACGCAUUUCCACGGAGUUAGACUUACACAGGUGCAUCACAAAAAUGCCCCACACAAAACGAGCCUGCUACGACCGUACUCGGUUAUACUGGCUAGUAUAUCUCUGCGACCACCACUGCUCUCUCAUUCACGGAAGACCUCCGCUUACACGAGACUUCCACUCAUUAAGAAAACCAAGGGAUUUCCUGCAGAGUUAUUUCACCAACCCUUCUGACUUGGGUCUGAUCAGCCAGGUCGAGCUAUGGUCCAUCAGCAGUCGUGUCUUCGACAUUUUCGGCGCUGAUAUUGAAUGCAAAGCCACUAGCAAGGGGUCGGAUAAACUGGCGCAGCUAAGUGCUACCUACGAUGGAUGGUUGGAGGAAUGGAUUGCCAUGCUUUCUUUCACGGAUGCGCCGGCUACAUUUUCACGACGUCUUUUUGAUCUUUACUCCCAUUCAGCGAAGUUGUAUCUUUUCUCCCAUAUUUUUCGAGGCUCGCCGCAAGAUACAAAACUCCCAAAAGCAGGGGCUGAAUGUGAGUCUGAUACUGGUACGGACGAGUUCGCACAUGGCGCGGUGAGAAGUGCUCUGGAAAUUAUCAAAUGCAUUGUCGAUGAUGACGCAUCAUCGUCAUGGCUGGGAAAGCUACCAACCUAUAUCGGAACCAUGGUGGCAUUUGCAUGUGUCUGCCUGGUGAAAGUAUCCGCCCAACAAGGACCAUGCGUUCAUGACCUGCAAGAUGAGGGUGUUCCCAGCUACCUUCAGCGACUAGUCCAGGUCCUCCUCUCGUCGCCGGUCGUCAACCAUCCCACGCAUCCUCUACUGAGUAUUGCCAUGAGCCUAGGGACAGCUACUGCUGUCGCUGGAGGUAUAAAUUGUGUAGGUGGUCAAGAGCCUCUUGCCUCAAUCGAUAUGCGGGAUUGGGACCUUGAUUUGGGAUUUUUUGACAUGUUUACCAGCGAUACGUCGAAUGGAUGUCCCGGUAACCACGGUGCAUUUCCAGGGAUGUGA